CCUGUUCUCCAUCCCAGCCCGCCAUCGACACCGGCCCGCAUCACAUCCACCAACCGAAGCGGCCCCAAGGCGUAUUGCCGCGCCCACUGCACUCGCCCAUCAAUCUACAAUGUUCCCAAAUCCUUCGCCGAGGAAACCAAGUCGCCGCGUCAGCUUCGCGCCGACAGUCCACAUCAAGCCGUUCAGACGGGAAACCCCAAUCAAGAACCCCGCGAGCUUCAACGACUUUGAUGGAUCAAGCCUUGAGAUCCCGAAUCUGUCCUCGAUCCCUCCGAGCUCAGAAACAUACAUGAACGAUCUCAGCUAUUCGCUACAUCGCGAUGACUACACCGAAGACGAGUCGAGCUUCGACAUGAACACAAAGGGCUCGCCCGUCAGCUCCCCCUCCGACCGCCACACCCCACAGGCACAAAGAUCUGAUCUUGGAGCUUCUGACGAGAGUCUGGACGACGAGGAAGAUCGGGAGCUGAGACAGUCGUCAUAUGCCGAGAAUCAGCCCGACGGCUCUGCAAUCCUCCCUCUGGGAAUCGCAACUGAGCCACCGGUCCAAGCAGAGAGCUCAUAUGACGUCUCGAUGGAAAUUGAGGACGAAUCCAGCUUCAGUCGUGCCCCGGUCCGUACCCUCGCUCGCGACUCGCCGCUGCCGAAGCGCCAGGCACUGCAGCAGAUUGCCUCGCCCCGCAUCUCCAACAAGCACAGACUCGAAAACGAGGACAAUUCGUUCCCAUCCCCUGCCCUCAAAAAGCCACGGACGGCUUCGAAGGGCACCCCGCACCGCUUGACCGCGUCCAUUGUCUCGCGGCACUCGACACCGGAGAGCACCAAAAGCGAUAGCGAUGACACGGUGCAGAUAUUCACAUCAAGGAUCAGCUCGACCCCCAAAAGCCAAGCCCGUCCAGAGCCUCCCCGCUCAAACAGUGGUGUCACGGCACAAUCGUCUCCGUCCGUCAAGCGCCUCCAAGACCUUGUACCCAUUCAAUUUGAUGCCCAAAGCCCCUUGGUUCUGCCUGUCAAGAUCUCCAAGGGUGCAUUUGACUGGCGUAAGGACACGCCUCUCAAAAUCGGCGCCAACUCCCCCAUGGGCACGCCGAAUCCCAAGGGGGGCUCGUCUCGCAUGCUUUCCAGCCCCAGUCCGUUUGUGUCUCGGAAGCCUCGAGCCUCGCUGUCGCUUCUUGGCGGCGCCGACUCGCCCGUGCCUCGCAAGAAGCUUGGUCCGAGGGACAGCAUUGCACCGCUCUUCGGACUUCAAGCUGCCAAUGGAGCCAAGGGCUCCCACCAAUCUCGCCAGAGCAUCGACCCCAUGUUCAGGAUCCAAGGCCGUGAGUCUCUGGAGCCCAGCGUCGUUCAGAACAGCCGCAAGCUGAGAGCGCGCGACAGCAUCGCGCCACUGUUCGCCUCGGCACAUCAGUUUGAAGGUGAAGAUAGUGAUGAGGAUCCGGACGAUGACGUCGAUGAGGUCGACGCCCUUCGAGCAGGGUCGUCACAGUCGCUGUCCGCCGAUAAUCGCCAUACACAGGCCCGAGAGUUGCAGGCUGUAGCGGAAUCAUCGCCAACUGUCCCCGCCCAGCGCAAAUCCGCCCUUCGCAAACGCGACAGCAUCUGGCCGCUCUUCAAUGCCGAAGCGCAGAGUCCGGCCUCCCGAGGUCUCCAAUCCAGGGCCAGCGAAGCUGAUGGCCGCAAAAAUAGCCGCGUCAGCUUGGCGCCCAUGUUCAAGCACGCCUCUGCCCAUGGCUCUGACCCACUGUCACUCGAGAGCUCGGACGAAGAGGCCGCAGCCACUGCAUCUUUGUCUUCGACUCGCAAGCCAGCCUCGGGACGCCCCAGCUUGCCAGCGAUCUUCUUCGAAAGCAAGGUGUCUGAUGAGGCCUUUGCAGAUGAUAGCUUCGAUGACGAUCGUGAUCUCGCCGACCAUGAGCAGCAGAGCAACACCUGGGACAACGGAGAUAGCAUCGGCAUUCUGUUCCCUAAACAAGCGGCCCAGCCUCGUCUGAGCCUUGCUGCAGCCGCGACAGCAUCGCCUGUGGCUCCAGCGCCGACUCUCUCCAAGGGCCGAGCAAAUGGCGAUGACGAGGCGUAUGAGUUUGAUGAAGAUCCCUCGAUGGAUUUGGUGGACGAGGACGAGGCUGCCUCUCGAAGCGGCUCACCUCGACCCCUCCAAUCUGCACAGGCGGCUCAGUCCCGCUCCAAACUCUCAAACGAGCUCACUGUUGGCGAUGCCGCUGACAACGACUCCGUUGCAGAGCCAACCGAGACAGAUGAGCAAGAUAUCGCGCAAGUCCAAGAUACGCACACGACAGCGGGAGACCAAGUAGCCCGGACUCGUGACACGGCGUUCGAGACUCUUUUCUCCCUCGAUUCGGCUGCAAAGACACCCAACAAAACACCAUCAAAGGCUCCCAUGACCCACCCAACAGCCUUGCUCUCCAGCCGAAAGUUCCGCAAGAGCCUUGGCAUCCCAAGCCCCACGCAGUCGCCCGCCAUUGCACAAAAGAUUGCCCUUCUGCAACAGCAAGCCCAAGCAUCGGCGUCCAAGCUGGCCUCUUGGACCCAAAUCUCGUCGUUCACGCCGACGGGUCUGAAAGAGUUCAAUCCCCAGUCACACUCGGACGAGCCCGCUUCGUCGCCCACUCCAAAGAAACCCUCUCUGGCUGCUUCCUCACCCGUGGUUCAAAGCGAUCUUCCCGAAGCCAAGUCCCAUUCCAGCUCGUCUGUCGCCACACCCAAAUCAACGCUGAUACAGCAGCGGUUGGUCAGCACCGAAAAAGAUAAUCCUUUCGUCGAUACAUCAUUUGCGUCGCCCAUAUCCAGCAGCACCGGUCCAAAUGCCCUGAUCGACUUUUGCGAAAGACUCCAAAGCGCAAAUGAUGACGACUACGACUUGAUGAACGAGCAGAUCCCAGAGUCGGCCGACCUCGACGACGACCCCCAUUUUGCGUCGGGCAUGGAUGACGAGGGUAACAUUGGCUUUGACCAGCUCCUGAAAGCCGCACAGGUUACGUUUUCGGACGAGACUGGGGCGAACUUGAGGUUCCAACGUGGGUCGUCACGAUACCAGAUCGCUCGGACCAAGCAACCAACAUCGCACGAUUACGCGCGUGGCUACUGCGUCACGCUGCCACUUAUGGAGGCAUUUUCGCGCAAGUGCAAUGAGGUGGUCGAUGAGAUCCAAAUGCGGGGCCAGGAUAUUGAAGAGCUGAAACAAAUCAUUGAAGAGACACGACCCAUCGUCGUUGAUGAGUACAGUCUUGGAGAUCCAAGCGAGCAAGAAACGAUCGCGUCGGGUCUGAGAUCACUCAGGGCCUGGUGCAGCUUGGAGGCCGAGCGAGAUUGGAUUCGUUCGCAAUGCCAGCUCUUUUCGGAUCUUCUCUCGGCUGACCAUCUCGAGGCCCUGGAGAUGGACAACCAAACUCUUGGCGAUGUUUCCAUCAGGGCCUCGAGCAACCUGCUUGACUUGCAGGAGUCUGUGGAUGAGCUCCGGCGCAAGGUUGAAACCGAGAAACAACGAAAGAAGCUGACGCAGGAGACCAACUUGGCUCAACAGCUUCAGCUGGAGGAGCGAGUAGCCAACAACAGAGCCGAAAUCGAGCGGCUCAAGGCCGAGCAGGCUGAGCUCCUUGCCGCAAUUGAACAUGGUCGUCAGCAGAGACAGUUCCUGCAGGAAGCCAAGGAGGACAACGAAAAGAGCAUCACCGAGGCUUCGGCUGCCAUCGAGGUCAUGCAGUCUGCCACACUGGCCGAUGACGAGUACAUCGCCGCCAGAGAGGACUUUAGAUUCUACCUCCAAAGCCAUAUGUGGGCCCCGAUUCAGAUCGAUGGAUGCGUAAAGCUGCUCUACGACGGCGGUGUCGCCGUUCGGAUCGACACAAACGCGGACAGCAUCAAGCCACGCCUUGAGCUCUGCUUUGAUCACGAACAGGUUGUCCAGCAGGAGUAUUUCAAGAUCCCGCAGGGGAACAUCGUCGAGGUCUUCAGUAAAAUUGGCACCAAGCGGAUCAGCCGCCUCUUCGCCGACUACAAGUUCCCCGAGUGGCUGACCAAGGGGCAGAUACCGAAGGUGCUCAAUGAGAUCGCGUACAACUGCACCAAGCUGCAGACACUCCAGCGCGAUGUCCAGCAGUGCGGCCAGUACUGCCAGAUCGAGUUCUUGGACGAGUUUGCCCGGAAUGCGUCGUCGAGGCUCAGGUGCAAAAUCAGCGUUGGCGCCACGUUCAUCAACCUCCACUCCAAGACAAAGUUCAGCAUUCAGGUCGGAUGCGACGAUGGCAACGGAACCAUUUUGUAUCCGCACUUGCCUCAAGAGCUCGUCAUGGUCACACCGGAUCGUGCCAGCAGUCCGGAUCUUUUGGCUGAGAUCAGCCAGAUCAUUGCAACGGAGCCCCGAGGCUUUGGUUGGCUUCCGCGCGUAUGCUCGCGGCUUGAGAUGAUGUGUCGACCCAACCUCAUGAUCGACUGCAGCUGAUACAUAUAAUACAGCUGGAGCACGGAUUGGAUUCUGGUCUGGACAGCGCCAGAGAAGAUCCUGCUCUCAAAGUACUCUGAAACCCCAGGCCUCGCCCCUCCCCAUGGUGUGGAUGAGUAUGAGCGGUGUAUUCAAGAUCCAUAACAAAAACGAUCAUUGACCUCAAGCAGAUGGAGAUGGGCCUCUUUUCUUGGAAGAGCCGUGGGACAACGAGACGGAUACAGAGACGGGCC
This is a messenger RNA of Polychytrium aggregatum, 4692 nucleotides long. RefSeq lists its product as uncharacterized. The coding region runs from base 110 to 4459 and encodes 1449 amino acids. The transcript has 19 exons. The record is from RefSeq and is a predicted model, not a curated record. Gene Ontology annotation, biological process: mitotic sister chromatid biorientation; protein localization to kinetochore; mitotic spindle assembly checkpoint signaling. Lineage: Eukaryota; Fungi; Chytridiomycota; Chytridiomycetes; Polychytriales.